Eriocheir sinensis (Chinese mitten crab) is the source of this 2077-nucleotide messenger RNA. RefSeq names its product immunoglobulin A1 protease autotransporter-like. NCBI's taxonomy places the organism in Eukaryota, Metazoa, Arthropoda, Malacostraca, Decapoda, Varunidae. Bases 431 to 2062 code for a protein of 543 amino acids. The transcript is spliced from 3 exons. The record is from RefSeq and is a predicted model, not a curated record.
ACCUCUCUCUGCGAGCUAUUUUCCGGAUGCGAAGUAUUCCUCCAGCCGCGGCCGCCCGCCCCGCCACAACAACACGCCGCCGCCGCUGAUCAAUGCCACGCCUCGCCCCUCAGGGCCCAGCCAGCGCCAUGACGGCCUGAACGCGCGCCGAGGCCUGCCUGAAGCACCGAGCAGGUCACGACAAGGGACAGGCGCGGUAGCCUAGGCCGCGCCCUCCCUCCCCGGGGCGUGGGGCGCAGGGCCGCGUGUGCCGCCGGGCCUGUCACUGCCGUGGCCUUGACGCCCAGGGCUCGUGUCGUCAGCCUGUCCAGUGUUGUUACCUCUCCUGGCCCAGCCAUGUGCUCCUAGCCCUCACCUGCUGCUGCCCAGGUGUGUGUGUGUGUUGCUGAGGGACUCGGGUCAGUGGACGACACAGUUCUGGGAUACAAAAAUGAUGCGACGUAUGAAAAUUCGACCCAAACCCAACUUUGGGGGUGGUGGCGCAGCAUCCCGGAGCAGUGCAGCAAAGCCUGCCAGUCAGGGCAGUGCUGCAUGCCAGGAGCCUCAGGAGAACCUCAGCCCACCCAAGGAUGAUGAAGUAGCCACUCAGCCAUCAAGCAGUGACAAGCCUGUGGAAGAGAGCGUGGAGGUGAUCUCUACAACAGAGAGUGUGGGCAAGGCUACUGAUGCCUUGGGUGCAGAGUUUCAAGAGGAAAGCCGUCAGUCUUGCGACAACACUUCUUCAGUCUCCCCACUGGACAUGACUCUUUCAUCAAAUAAACCAGAUUUACAAAAAAAAGAAUCAAUUAAAGCUGCAGAGGAUAGUGAGGAGCAUCAGCAGGCAGCUCCAGGAUUAAAUAGUACAGUAACUCCUGUUACAGAGACUAAUGUGAGCUCUGAGGUCACAGAAUCAAAUAACUCUCCAGUGCCAUCCCCUCAAGCCCAGCAAUCACCACAAGAGCAUUCAGAUGACGCUGUGCCUACAAUUAUUUCUCAGUCCAUGACCCAAACUCUGGAAGUGAUUGAUGACAAAUCAGUGGACAGUGUUCCCUCUAGUGCUGAAACACCUUCAAGUGACAAAUCAAGUGAGGCAUCUAAAGAGACUCAACAAGACAUUGAGGCAAAGUCCAUAGUAUCUGUGAGGAGGAAGAAGCUGAAGGUUAAACCAGUGUUUGGUGGUACAAGGAAGGUUGGGGUGAUGGACAAGCCCAAGAUGAGGGGGUCAGAUCAGACUAUCAAUGAAUCUGGUGUAAAAACUGAAUGUGUUACAGAGAAAGUUUCACAUAAAAAUACCGUGGAAUUGUCAGAUGUGAAGAGUGAAUGUGUUAAAGAUAAAACAACAAGUCAGGCAACCAGUCAAGAUGCGGGUAAUCCUGGAAAAACACAUAUUAGAAUCAUGAACGUAGAAUCACCGAUAGAAAUAGAUGCCGAUGUUAGUAUUGUAUCAAGAGAUCCUAUAGAUAGUCAACCAGUGGAGAUAUUAGAAUCUGACAAAAAGGCAGACAUAACCUCAGGGCCUUCAGAUCCCUGGAAGGUGUGCCCCUCUGAAGAGAAAGUACCUGUUGUAAGAAAACUCGCCAUGAAUCAGGAAAGUAAAACCCCUGCAGUGGAGGACAAAACUGACACCCCUGUGAUCGUGAACGAGAAGCCAAGACCUGUGGGGGAGAGUAAGCCCCUGCACACUCCCCUUGACAGUAGUGCCCCAGUGGUGGGCAGCAAAAGGCGACCAAGGAUCCGUGCAUUGCCCACAAUUGUAACCAAAAAGAAAAAACAGGAGGACAAGGUUGUAACAGCAGAACUUUCUAAGGAAAGCUCAGAAGUACAGUCAUCCAGGGAAGUGUCACCCCAUGAAAUUUCAAAAGGAAGUGACGGUGCAGAACCCAGCACGGCCCCAGUAGAGUUGGGUGCUGAGAGCAGUGCAGAUAAUCAAACAGAACAACCAAAAGUAGAAUCCCGUUUUGCUGCCUCAAAGAAACAGGUGAGUUUUGUUAAAAGAGAAGUGGUGGACAGGAAGCACACUCAUCUAGUUGAUUUGACAGACAAUAAGAUAGAAAGCAAGGGUCGAGAGCAAGCAAAAUAUUAAGAAAUGAAGGACUUA